AUGAGGUGCUCAAAUUGGCCCACAAAAUCUUUAGAGCAUGCGUGGAAGGAGCUUCGCGCCGAUCAGAAGUGGUGUGAACUCUCUACAGAAAAAACAGUAAGCAGCUCCAAAAGGAGGAAGUUCGAGGAUGGUUCACAUACUGGAAGCUCUCAAGUUAAGGAAAACAAUGCUGGUGUUGUCGAUGACGUAACAUGUCGUCCUGCGGGGGUGAAGGCUGCAAAAUCCCGUGGGAAGAAGCCGUUGGUUGAGGCUAAAGAGCUCGAUGUCUUCAAAACUAUUUGGGAGAUGAAGAAGGAGGAUUUGACAAGGAAGGAAAAGCUCACCAAGAUGAAGCUACUUGAGAGUCUUGUUGCAAAACAAGGUCCACUACCUGAUUAUGAAGAAGAUCUCAAGAUAAAGUUAAUUAAAGAGUUGAUGUAA
Brassica oleracea var. oleracea is the source of this 420-nucleotide messenger RNA. RefSeq names its product glutathione S-transferase T3-like. Bases 1 to 420 code for a protein of 139 amino acids. The record is from RefSeq and is a predicted model, not a curated record. The transcript has a single exon. Lineage: Eukaryota; Viridiplantae; Streptophyta; Magnoliopsida; Brassicales; Brassicaceae.